GGUUUUUUCUCGACUCGCGCGGGCGCCGGCUUUUUCUCAAAGCGCGGGCGCAUAGAUUGCGCGGCAACAACAGACGCGUUCAACGCAACGCGCAGACGCAGCGCUACUCGCGCCGCGGGCAAAAGCGCGCACAGCGAAGCCACAAGGCGGUCAGCGGCGACCCCCCCCAACCAGCGCAGCGCGCGCGCACACGACGCCGCGCACGCCGCCGCCGCGCGUUGAAUCAUGUCCAUCCUCCAGCAUAAUGGGGCCGCAAUAAUUUGCAUGGCCGGCAAGAAUUGCGUGGCCAUCGCCGCCGACACGCGCUUCGGCCUCCAACAACAAACAGUAGCGUGUGAUUUCGAGAAGGUCUUCAAGAUGUCCGACCGGAUGUUUGUGGGGUUGGCGGGGCUGGCGACGGACGUCCAAACUCUGAGAAACACUUUAAAGUUCAAGCUCGCCCUCUACGAGUUACGAGAGGAACGGGUCAUGAAGCCGGAAGCGUUUUCUGCAUUGUUAUCACACAUGCUCUACGAGAAGCGCUUCGGGCCCUACUUCGUCGAGCCCGUCGUGUGUGGCCUGAAGGACGACGGGAGCCCCUUCCUCUGCGGCAUGGACCUGAUCGGUGCCCCCGUGUACACUGAUGAUUACGUCGUCUCGGGCACGUGCACGCCGAACCUCAACGGCAUGUGCGAGUCCAUGUGGCGUCCCGACAUGGCGCCCGACGAGCUCUUCGAGACGAUCUCCCAGUGCCUCCUGGCGUCCGUCGAUCGAGACGCCCUGUCGGGCUGGGGCGCCGUCGUCCACGUGAUCACGCCGCAGGGGAUCACGUCGAAGUCGCUCAAGGGGCGCAUGGACUAGUCUUCAUAAGUUAUUAUUACUGCUCGAUGGGGUCGCCGUUCUCGUCGAGGCCAAAGUCCUUCCAGAGCUCGGGCGCGAUGACGUCCUUGAGCGCCAUGCCCUCGCCGACGGUCAUGGCCUGCGGGGGACGUCGCGUCGAUUGCGUUUCGGAUGUGACUUCUAUAAUCCGGCGUGGCGUCCACGUUUCAGAUUUUGCCUUCCGCGCGGGUCGUACGGCCGGCGUCACGCGGCCCGACGCGUCCUUCUUGUAGUCGAUGCCGCUGUCGAGGACGUCCUCGUACGACGGGUCGUCGUCGACCUGCGCGGACCGUCGUCGCCGGCGUCAACGGCAGUUUAUCAGUGUAUUUUCAGAGACUCGGGGGCCCACGUUGCCUCGUUCCCGGGGGUCCGCGUUGUAGGCCUUUGUGAGCCUCGGCCUCGACGGCUGGGCCACAAAUGCGGCGCAGAGCGCCGCAGAGCAUAGUAGCAGAACGGCACGCAUGCUGUCUAGUGUUUCGGCACGCUUCGGCUACGUGGUGGAAACGGUCUCAGGGGUCGCGUGCUCGUUGCGUGGCUUCGCGUUGCAGUGGAUGCUGCAAACAGGCCGUGCUGCUGCUCGGCCUAAUAAUAAUAGCUAGCGUCAUGUAAG
Molecule: messenger RNA, 1468 nt
Organism: Pelagomonas calceolata
Lineage: Eukaryota; Pelagophyceae; Pelagomonadales; Pelagomonadaceae
Source: the annotation of a GenBank genome assembly